Messenger RNA from Ostrea edulis (European flat oyster), 694 nucleotides. RefSeq names its product transmembrane protein 79-like. The transcript has 2 exons. Lineage: Eukaryota; Metazoa; Mollusca; Bivalvia; Ostreida; Ostreidae. The record is from RefSeq and is a predicted model, not a curated record. Gene Ontology annotation, cellular component: lysosomal membrane; trans-Golgi network membrane. Bases 113 to 676 code for a protein of 187 amino acids. Gene Ontology annotation, biological process: regulated exocytosis.
UUUAAAAUACCUUGCCUGCGAGUGUAUUAACAUGAUAGCAACUUCUGGUGGCCAUACAUUUAAAUAUCGGACCCGCUGAACUGCACUGGAGUUUUGCAAACAAGAGUUAAAUAUGUCGGACAAGACUAAGGAUAAAAGAACAUUUCAAGAGAAGAAAGCGCACAUUAUCAAGCAGAUAUUUACUUCAUUGUCUGUUAGUGGCACCGUGUUUGUUCUCAGCUACAAGUUCCUUCCCAUCAACACCUCCAACGUCACAGAACUGACGGAGAGACUCGCCUUCACGAUCUGUUGUCUCUUUGUCUCUUCGUUCUCCAUCAUUAUGGGGAUCAGAGCGGUUGGUAAUGUCCGAAGAAACACGGACGCCAUUGAUCCGGUAUACGGUGGAGGAGAAAAUCUCGUGGACGUCCCAAACCGGAUUCUUCGGAACACAACGGAACAGUUCUUCCUGCACAUGAUGGCCAUGUUAACCUUGACCUUGUUCUUAGAAGGGAGCUCAAUGAAGGCUAUUCCGAUCCUUUCCGGAAUUUUUCUGACUGCCAGGAUCGUCUUUCAAUAUGGCUAUAUGUCCUCUCCGAUGAAUAGGGCAUAUGGAUUCGCCAGUACAUUUAUACCGACACUUCUGACGUAUGUUUAUUGCACGUUUUGUAUUGUGCGAAAAAUUAUUGGUGCUUAUUAAAGAUACAUUUGAGUUUUA